This is a messenger RNA of Labeo rohita (rohu), 1696 nucleotides long. It is a transcript of the gene gabrr2b, whose product is annotated as gamma-aminobutyric acid type A receptor subunit rho2b. The transcript is spliced from 9 exons. The record is from RefSeq and is a predicted model, not a curated record. Gene Ontology annotation, molecular function: neurotransmitter receptor activity; extracellular ligand-gated monoatomic ion channel activity; GABA-A receptor activity. The coding region runs from base 64 to 1461 and encodes 465 amino acids. Lineage: Eukaryota; Metazoa; Chordata; Actinopteri; Cypriniformes; Cyprinidae. Gene Ontology annotation, cellular component: synapse; membrane; GABA-A receptor complex. Gene Ontology annotation, biological process: signal transduction; monoatomic ion transmembrane transport; regulation of membrane potential.
GACUGGAAGAUGAUGCGACGAGAUGCUCCCCACCGCGGGUGACUGUCCAGUCUUUCCUUCACAAUGUGUCGUUUUAUAAAAGCUGUCUUUCUUCUGCUGUGCGCAAGCAUGUGCGGUCUGUGCGGGAAGAUGAAGCACAGCCUCAGGAAAACAUCUGUACAGCUGCACAAACACGGGACUCCACUUUUUAAGAAGAUGCUGGAUGAAACGAAGACGCAUCAGGUGAAGUCGGACCAUCUGCUGCGUGUUGAUAAUCAUGACUUCACUAUGAGACCAGCAUUUGCGGGUCCAGCAGUACCAGUAGGUGUGGAUGUACAGGUAGAAAGUUUGGACAGUAUCUCAGAAGUAGAUAUGGACUUCACCAUGACCCUGUACCUCAGACACUACUGGAAGGAUGAGCGAUUGUCUUUUCCCAGUAAAACCAAUAAAAGCAUGACUUUCGAUGGUCGACUUGUGAAAAAAAUCUGGGUUCCUGAUGUGUUCUUUGUCCAUUCCAAACGAUCCUUCAUCCAUGAUACCACCACGGAGAACAUCAUGAUUAGGGUAUAUCCAGAUGGACAUGUGCUCUACAGCCUCAGGGUGACUGUAACUUCAGCAUGUAAUAUGGACUUCAGUCGGUUUCCACUUGACACGCAGACCUGCACGUUAGAGCUGGAGAGCUAUGCUUACACUGAUGAAGAUCUGAUGCUCUACUGGAAGAGUGGAGAUGAAUCACUAAGCACGGAUGACAAGAUCUCGCUGUCUCAGUUCCUCAUUCAGAAGUUUCACACCACCUCCAGACUGGCCUUCUACAGCAGCACAGGUUGGUACAAUCGUCUUUACAUCAACUUCACUCUGCGUCGUCAUAUCUUCUUCUUCCUGCUUCAGACGUACUUUCCCGCCACUCUGAUGGUCAUGCUGUCAUGGGUGUCCUUCUGGAUCGACCGUCGAGCUGUUCCUGCACGAGUCUCAUUAGGCAUCACGACGGUGCUCACCAUGUCCACCAUCAUCACUGGAGUGAACGCCUCCAUGCCCAGAGUCUCCUACAUUAAAGCUGUGGACAUUUAUCUGUGGGUCAGCUUCGUCUUUGUCUUUUUAUCAGUACUUGAGUAUGCUGCUGUAAACUAUCUGACCACAGUGCAUGACGGGACAGACCGCAAGUCAAGGGAGAAGCGUUUGCCCUGUACAUGUGACAUAUCCCACGCAAGGACUAUGAUGCUGGAUGAAGCGUACAGUAAGCCUGAUAGCAAUGGUCUGGCAGGAUAUACGCAGGCUCCUGUCUCCUCUGAGGAGGCUGCAGAUAAACAGGACCACAUGGUGGUGUGCCUGUCUUUGGCAAAUGAGGCCACCGGAGUCAAGAAGAAGACCCUCCGAGGCUUCCGUAUUAUCCAAAACACUCAUGUCAUUGAUGCCUACUCUCGCAUGAUCUUCCCAGGGGCCUUUAUAUUCUUCAAUCUCAUUUAUUGGUCUGUGUACUGCUGAGUUGCCUUGCAAAGGGAUUGUGGUUGUAGUGUGUUAUACUAUUUAUAUUAACAAAAGUAAAAGAAACUGUUAUUUGUUAUUGAUUGAAAGUAAUGAGACAGCACAGGUAAACAACAUCAUGACAUACCAUAAGGCAUGUACAACCAGCUAGCAAAUGUACAUUAUUUAAUAAGAAAGAUGUAUAUGUGAGAAUACUGUAUUUGCAGUUUUUUAAUUACUUUGGUACUUUUUUUUU